Messenger RNA from Solea senegalensis (Senegalese sole), 6899 nucleotides. RefSeq names its product Fraser extracellular matrix complex subunit 1 (gene fras1). Gene Ontology annotation, biological process: cell communication. The transcript has 34 exons. Bases 1 to 6459 code for a protein of 2152 amino acids. The record is from RefSeq and is a predicted model, not a curated record. Gene Ontology annotation, cellular component: membrane. Lineage: Eukaryota; Metazoa; Chordata; Actinopteri; Pleuronectiformes; Soleidae.
AUGACACCGUCUGGCUUUGAGCUCAGAGUGCUGGUGUUUGUGUGUUUUACUGUCAGACAGUGUGAGUCUGUGUCUGACUCCUGCCUGCCGUUUCCCUGUCGUCCACCAGGAGGCUCCAUUGGCGGCUCACGGGUCAUCACACCCGACGUUCCUUUCACGGUGGACGACCUGACGUCCGACCACAUCUUCUACGUCCAAGACAGCGAACGCAAAGCCACGGCCGAGAGCGACGUUUUCAGCUUCUAUGUCAGUGACGGACACAGUCAGACUGAAGCGUUUAACGUGGAGAUAGACAUUCAGCAGAGUAAAGAGGACAGACAGCCCGUGGUGUCAGUCAGCAGCAUCCAUGUGGAGGAAAACUCUGGCGUUGUCAUCACCAACUCAUCGCUCAGUGUUUAUGACCAGGACACGCCAGAGAACGAGAUCCUGUUCACCAUCAUCAGGAUCCCUUCAUACGGAAAAGUGCGCAGACGACAGUUCUACUCUCAGCCUCUGGAGAACGGCCGCGUCCUGACUCAGGGCUCCACCUUCACCUACCAGGACGUCCUGGACAAGCUGCUGGUCUACACGCCGGAGCUGGUCAGCGGCGGCGCCGACGAGAUGGGCUUCACCCUCACCGACGGCAUCCACACACACACCGGACGCCUGGAGUUCACCAUGGACGUCAGGAAGAGCGAAGGUCCCAGAAUGACGGUCAACAGAGGACUGCAGCUCCCGGCAGGGUCUCAGUCUAAGAUCACGGAGCAGAACCUGAAGGGAACAGACCUGGACUCGGACUCUCUGAAGCUCCGCUAUGUUCUCACCAAAGACCCUCCUGCAGGGAGAGUGCAGCUCAGCAGGAGCACACGCCUGGACCAGGUUUCUGUUCAAGGUCCAGUUCACAGCUUCACACAGGACGACGUCAACAAAGGUCUGCUGCAGUACAGUCAUGAUAAAGGGGAAAAAGGAGGAAGUCUGUUUUUCAAGUUUAACCUCGUGGAUCCAGAGGGAAACAAACUGAUCGACCAGUCUUUCUUCAUCAGUGUGCUGGAGGAUCGUCUUCCUCCGUCUGUGGUGGUGAACAAAGGUCUGGUGCUGGAUGAGAACACGGUGAAGAAGCUGACCACGCUGCAGCUGUCGGCCAGCGACCAGGACAGCGAACCCGCGGAGCUCAUUUACCGCAUCACCAAGCAGACGAGCCUCGGUCACCUGGAGCACGUCGCCAACCCAGGCACCAGGAUCAGCACGUUCACUCAGGCCGACCUGGCCUCGCGCAGCGUCCACUACAUUCACACCAGUGAAGAAGAGAAACACGCCGACCAGUUUUCCUUCACCGUGUCCGACGGAACAAACGAGGUGGCUCAGACCUUCUACAUCACCAUCAAACCUGUGGACGACUCGCUGCCUCUGCUGCAGGUUCCUGGUAUGAGAGUCCAGGAGGGCGUGAGGAAGACCAUCACUGAGUUUGAGCUGAAGGCCACUGACGCAGACACAGAGGCCGACUCCCUGGUGUUCACCGUGGUCCAGGCUCCUCGUCACGGAACCUUGGAACGCACCAACAACGGCCAACACUACAGACAGACCAGCAGCUUCACCAUGGACGACGUCUACCAGAACCGCAUCAGCUACAACCACGACGGGUCCAACUCCCUGAAGGACCGCUUCACCUUCACUGUGUCCGACACAACCAACCUGCUGUUCAUGGUGGAGGAGGGAGGCAAAGAGAUCGUGACGGCCGCUCCUCAGAAGUUUAAGAUGGACAUUCUGCCGGUGGACGACGGGACGCCGAGGAUCGUCACUAACCUGGGUCUGCAGUGGCUCGAGUACAUGGACGACAAGGCCACAAACCUGAUCAGUAAGAAGGAGCUGCUGACCGUGGAUCCGGACACAGACGACAGUCAGCUGGUCUAUGACAUCACCACUGAGCCCACGCACGGUUUCCUGGAGAGUAAAAUGAAACCUGGCAAUGCUGUCACCACCUUCACACAAGCUGACAUCAACCUGGGUCUGAUCCGCUACGUGCUUCAUGAGGAGAACGUCCAGGAGACGAUGGACACCUUCAAGUUCCUGGUGAAGGACAGUAAACCCAACGUGGUCAGAGACAAUGUCUUUCACAUUCAGUGGUCACUCAUCAGCUUUGAGCACAAAAGCUACAACGUGAGCGAGAAGGCCGGCACGGUGGCGGUGACGGUGAAGCGAACGGGAAACCUCAACCAGUACGCCGUCGUGCUUUGCCGCACCGAGCAGGGCAGCGCCACCUCCAGCAGCAGCGUGGGGUCGCGCCCCGGUCAGCAGGACUACGUGGAGUACGCUGGACAGGUCCAGUUUGAUGAGCGCGAGGACACCAAGGUCUGCACCAUCAUCGUUAACGACGACAAAGUGUUUGAGGGAAGCGAGAGCUUCCGCGUGGAGCUGAGCAUGCCCGUGUACGCGCUGCUGGGUGGGAACACCCGCGCCUCCGUCUACAUCAACGACACCGAGGACGAGCCCACUCUGGAGUUUGAUCAGAAGAUCUACCACGUGAACGAGAGCUCCGGGUUCAUCCAUGCGCCCGUCCAGAGGAAAGGUGACGUCUCCAGCACCGUGUCCGCUCUCUGCUACACUGUCGCUAAGUCGGCGCAGGGCAGCAGCCUCCGCGCGCUGGAGUCCGGCUCCGACUACAAGAGCCGCGGCAUGUCCGGCGACAGCCGCGUGGUCUUUGGCCCCGGCGUCAGCAUGUCCACCUGCGACGUGAAGCUCGUCGACGACAGCGAGUACGAACUGUCUGAGGAGUUCCAGCUGGUGCUGUCAGACGCCUCCGAUAACGCUCGCGUGGGCGACAUCGCGAUGGCCAAGGUCGUCAUCGACGGACCCAAUGACGCAUCGACGGUUUCUCUCGGGAACGCCACCUUCACGUUCAGUGAAGAUGCCGGUACGAUUGAAAUCCCCGUGCUGCGUCACGGCAGCGAUCUGUCCUCCCUGACGUCCGUGUGGUGCGCCACGCGACCCUCAGACCCACCCUCGGCCAGUCCGGGCGUCGACUACAUCCCCAGCUCCAAGAAGGUGGAGUUUAAACCCGGGAGAACAGAGGAGACCUGCAGUUUGACCAUCAUGGACGAUGUCCAGAACCCGUCCAUUGAAGGACCCGAGUCCUUUGUGGUCUUCAUCAGUUCACCACAGGGGGCCGUCCUACAGGAACCGUACGAGGCUAACGUCAUCAUCACUGACACCUUUCAGGACAUUCCCAGCAUGCAGUUUGAGAAGAGCUCGUACACUGUGAAGGAGAAAGACGGCGUCCUCCAGGUCCCGGUGGUCAGGAGCGGGGACCUGUCCUUUACGUCGUCUGUGCGCUGUUUCACUCGGACGAUGUCGGCCAUGGUGAUGGACGACUUUGAGGAGCGACGCAACGCUGAUGACUCACGCGUCACGUUCCUCAGAGGAGAGAAGGUGAAAAACUGCACCGUCCACGUCAACGACGACUCCGUGUUCGAGCCUGAAGAGGAGUUCCAGGUGCAUCUUGGGACACCAUUAGGGGAUCACUGGAGCGGCGCCAUGGUAGGCGUGGCCGACAUCGUCACAGUCACCAUCACCAACGAUGAAGAUGCUCCCACCAUCGAGUUCCAGCAGGCGUCGUUUCAGGUGAGAGAACCUCCGGGUCCUGACGGCGUCCAGGUCUUAAACAUCAAGGUGAUCCGGCGAGGAGAUCUGGACCGGACUUCCAAGAUCCGCUGCAGCACCCGGGACGGAUCGGCUCAGUCCGGCGUCGACUACAACCCCAACAGCCGAGUGCUGAAAUUCACACCUGGAAUGGACCACAUCCUCUUUAAAGUGGAGAUUCUGUCCAAUGAGGACCGCGAGUGGCAUGAGUCGUUCUCAUUGGUCCUCGGCCCUGACGACCCUGUGGAGGCGGUGCUGGGGGAGAUCACCAUAGCAACAGUGACCAUUCUGGACCAGGAAGCUGCAGGCAGCCUCAUCCUCCCGGCCCCGCCCAUCGUGGUCUCACUCGCCGACUACGAUCACGUCCAGGAAGUGACAAAGGAGGGCAGUAAGAAGACGCCCUCUCCUGGUUACCCGCUGGUCUGCGUAACGCCCUGUGACCCUCGCUACCCAAAACACUCUGUGAUGAAGGAGCGCUGCAACGACGCUGGAAUCAACCAGACGCAGGUUCACUUCUCGUGGGAAGUGGCGGCACCGACCGACACCAACGGUGCCCGCUCGCCGUUUGAGACGGUGACGGACACGACGCCGUUCACCGGCGUCAACCACAUGGUCCUCGAUAGCAUCUACUUCAGCCGCCGUUUCCACGUCCGCUGCGUGGCUCAGGCCCGGGACAAAUUGGGUCACCUUGGAACGCCACUGAGGAGCAACAUCGCCACCAUCGGCACCGAGGGCGCCAUCUGCCACACGCCUGUUACCACGGGAACCGCCAGAGGCUUCCAGGCUCAGUCCUUCAUCGCCACACUGAAAUACCUGGACGUCAAACACAAGGAGCAUCCGAACCGGAUCCACAUCUCAGUGCAGAUUCCUCAUCAGGAUGGAAUGCUCCCCCUAGUGUCCACCAUGCCUCUGCACAACCUGCACUUCCUGCUGUCAGAGUCCAUCUACAGACAACAGCACGUCUGCUCCAACCUGGUCACACUCAAAGACCUGCAGGGGCUCUCUGAGUCUGGUUUCCUGGACGAUGUUUCCUACGACAGCAUCUCCCUGGGACCUGGUUUUGAUCGUCCGUACCAGUUCAGCCCAAACCUCCGUGAGAAGAAGAGCAUCCAACUGUACAAACACCUCAACCUCAAGAGCUGCAUCUGGACCUUUGACGCCUACUACGACAUGACGGAGCUCAUCGACGUGUGCGGUGGCUCCGUCACAGCUGACUUCCAGGUUCGAGACUCAGCUCAGUCCUUCCUGACGGUGCAGGUUCCUCUCUACGUGUCCUACAUCUACGUGACGGCGCCGCGGGGCUGGGCGUCUCUGGAGCAUCACACUGAGAUGGAGUUCUCGUUCUUCUACGACACCGUGCUGUGGAGGACAGGGAUCCAGACGGACAGCGUCCUCUCAGCCCGGCUGCAGAUCAUCCGGAUCUACAUCAGAGAAGACGGACGACUGGUGAUCGAGUUCAAGACUCACGCCAAAUUCCGAGGUCAGUUUGUCCCUGAACACCACACCCUGCCGGGACAUAAGUCUCGUCUGAUGGCACCGGACCACCUCGGAGGAAUCGAGUUUGACAUGCAGCUGCUGUGGAGUGCUCAGACCUUUGACUCACCGUACCAGCUGUGGAGAGCCACCAGUUCUUACAGCAGGAAGGAUUAUUCUGGAGAGUACACCGUCUUCCUGAUCCCCUGCACCGUGCAGCCCACGCAGCCGUGGAUCGACCCUGGAGACAAACAGCUGUCCUGCACCGCCCACGCCCCAGAGAAGUUUCUGGUGCCGAUCGCCUUCCAGCAGACGAACCGCCCGGUCCCCGUGGUUUACUCUCUGAACACAGAGUUUCAGCUGUGCAACAAUGAGAAGGUUUUCCUGAUGGACCCGUCCAACGUGGACGUGUCCAUGGCAGAGAUGGACUACAAGGGAGCUUUUUCUAUGGGUCAGACCCUGUAUGGCAGGGUGCUGUGGAAUCCAGAGCAGAACCUGAACGCAGCGUACAAACUUCAGCUGGAGAAGGUUUACCUGUGCACGGGCAGGGACGGAUACGUCCCUUUCUUUGACCCGACGGGGACGCUGUACAACGAGGGGCCACAGUACGGCUGCAUUCAGCCCAACAAACACCUGAAACAUCGCUUCCUCCUGCUGGAUCGUAAACAGCCGGAGGUCUGCGACAACUAUUUCCACGACGUUCCCUUUGAGGCUCACUUCGCCUCAGAGAAGGCGGAGCUGCAGCCGAUGGCGGCCAUGCCGGGCGUCGACGGCUUCACCAUGAAAGUGGACGCUCUUUACAAAGUGGAGGCGGGGCAUCAGUGGUACCUGCAGGUGAUUUACGUGAUCAGUCCAGAAUCGCGGUCCAGUCCCAGGAUCCAGCGCUCGGUGACGUACGAGCUGCGUCGUCCUAAACGAGACCUGGUGGACAACAGUGGACGUUUGACGCUGGACGAGUCGCUGAUCUACGACAACGAGGGCGACCAGGUGAAGAACGGCACCAACAUGAAGUCGCUGCGCCUGGAGGCGGAGCCCGCCGCCACCUUCAACGCGCACGUGGGCAGCUCGGUGGGAGGGGGCGUGGCCGCCGUCACCAUGCUGGUCCUGGUGCUGCUCGCGUCCUGCUUCCUGUUCCGCCGCUGCCGCCGCUCGGCCGACGCCAAGAAGAAGGCGGCGACGUACGAGGAAUAUCCGCUCAACACCAAGAUGGAGGUUUGUUUGGACAAAUGUGUGGAGAAGAACUUCAGCAGCAAACACUGCGCGGUGAGGAACGUCAACGUCUUCAACCGUAACCACGACAACGCCAAAGUCAAACAGGUCAACCUGGAGGUCAGACUCCACAACAACCUCAACGACGGCACCGAGGUCUGAAGACGAGGACAAGAUUUUUAAAAAAAAGGAUUUUCUAAAACUCAAAAAGUUUCUAACAAGACGUAUUUUUUACCAUUUCAAAAAAACAGAAGAGUGACGAGCAGACGUCGCACGGCAUUUUCAUCCUUUCACAACUGAGCUACCUCAGGAAUCACCAGAUUAAACUCCAGAUUAAACCUCUCACUCAUCAAUCUGCCAAAACAAGCACGCGUCACCUGCUGAAGCAUCAGAUUAAGCACAAACAACCUCACCCACAGAUUAAACACAGAUUAAACACAAAAACCUUCAUCACAGAAGUGACAGAACGUCGCUGAAACAGCAACUCCACACGUGAUCUUCAUCAAACUGCCAAAACAUCAACACGCUGCCUGAAACACGGUCUUCUGCCUCAUGACAUCAUCAUGACAUCAUCAUCACCGCCACCAUCAUCAUCAUCAUCG